Molecule: messenger RNA, 3858 nt
Organism: Tribolium castaneum (red flour beetle)
Lineage: Eukaryota; Metazoa; Arthropoda; Insecta; Coleoptera; Tenebrionidae
Gene: E23
Product: Early gene at 23
Exons: 9
Coding region: 370-2355 (661 amino acids)
Biological process (GO): transmembrane transport
Cellular component (GO): membrane
Molecular function (GO): ATP binding; ABC-type transporter activity; ATP hydrolysis activity
Source: RefSeq, a predicted model, not a curated record
CAGCCGCUGCGAUCGGUUCAGUUUCAGUUCGGUCGCGAGUUUAGGAGGUUGGUAGCGCGAGUGGAUCGCAGUUGGCGGUGCACGUGUUUGAAACACGGCGGUAAUAAGAAUGCACAUUAUCGAAAACCAUUCGGAUAAAUAAUACCAUGACUGCUUGCGGCUGGAUGUUGUGUUUGUGAGGAUUUUGCAAAGUUGUGUUCAAAGUGGGGGCCAGUAGUUGCCAUGAUUAUAUCAAAAGAUCUGUUUCUGCUGGGAGACCAAGACUACUUGAGACUCCCCAAUAAGGACGAGAAAAGGCCAACUAUGAUAAGACCUGCCGUUAAACCGCAAAGGUAAUGGAAAGAAACCGCUGCAACCGUCGUAAGCUCGAUGCCUUUCAUCGCACCGAUUCGGCGUCCUAGGAUUAUGGUAGAUACAGCAACAGUCCACUUUCCAUGCCUCAUAACCGACCACCGUCCACUCCCGGUCCACCUGGCCUUCCGGGGCCUCACCGUGAGCGCCGGUUCUCGUCAAAUCCUCCAGGAUGUGGACGGCUUGGUCCGCCCCGGCCAGAUCCUAGCCGUCAUGGGCCCCUCCGGAUGCGGCAAAACCACUCUCCUGAACUGUUUAAGUGGGCGCUUGAAGCUCGAUUCGGGCCAAAUUUUCUUCAACCGGGACCUGCUCUGCAAGAGAUGGAAGAGGAAAAUCUGCUACGUGCUCCAGCAGGACAUUUUUUUCCCCGACUUGACGCUGAGACAGACGCUGGAGUACACCGCAAGACUGAGACUACCCGACACCAUGAGCCACUCCCAAAAAAUGCAAUACGUUGACCACAUCAUCGACGUGCUGGAGCUACAACACUGCCAAGACACCAUUAUCGGGGAUUACAUCAAGCGGGGGCUGAGCGGGGGCGAGAAGAAGCGGGCGAAUAUCGCGUGCGAGCUGCUCACGAACCCCUCGUUGAUGCUGCUUGAUGAACCGACGUCUGGGCUGGAUUCGCAUGCGGCGCAUAGUCUCAUGACGACGCUGAAGAGGUACGCGGUCACAGAGGGCAAAACUGUGGUCAUCACCCUUCACCAACCCUCGUCGCAGAUUUUCCACCUUUGUGAUAAGCUGCUGCUGCUGUGCAACGGCCAGACGGCGUACUUCGGAGAUACCUGCAAAGUUGUCGACUUUUUCAGCAACAUUGGACUGAAUAUCAUGCCGCAUUACAAUCCAGCCGAUUUCAUACUGGAACAAAUCAAAGGAUCAAACGAAGUGAGGCAGAGGAUAAUAUCGGCGGCGCGGGAGGCUCGCAAGAGCAAGGACUACCCCAUCGAGCUGCAGUCCGACUGUUCGUACAUCACCGAUAAAUACACGGAUCAUCACACGAAUAAGAUCCUCCCGCCGACGCACGGUCCCUAUCCAAGUUUAGAACAAGACACAAUCAACUCGAUGGAGCCCGACGUGCGAAGACUGUGGCUCGACACCCAUUCCCACGCGUCCUCUUCGGUGAGUUCGGAGACGAGCGACGCCGAUUGCUACUUCUCGUGGCCUACCAGCUUCUGGACGCAGUUCAAAGUAUUGUCGCAGCGGAAUUUCCAAGAAGCGCGGCCUAGAAUGUUGUCGAAACUUAACUGGGUACAAACGAUAGGUUUAGGUUUACUGGCCGGCCUGCUCUGGUUCCAGCUGGAGCGAAGAGAGGAGGCUCUGCACGACAUCCAGGGCUGGAUGUUCUUCUCGACGACGUACUGGAUGCUGUUUGCGCACUUCGGGGCGCUCAGCUCCUUCCCCCCCGAGCGGGAGGUCAUCAACAAAGAGAGACAAUCAGGCGCUUAUCGUCUAUCCGCGUAUUAUUUAGCUAAAAUGGUAGGAGAAUUACCUCUCACGAUCACUUUACCGGCGGUGUAUCACCUCAUCUCGUACCCUAUGUUAGGUUUCCACUCACCUUUCGUGUUUCUCACCCUUUUGGGCUUUCUGUUGUUGAACACUAUAGUUGCACAAAGUGUGGGCUUCUUCAUCGGGGCCUGCUGCAUGGACAUGCAAGUUAGCAUCACGAUCAGCGCCCUCUACACGCUGGCAACACAACUUUUCGGAGGUUACCUUGCCACCAACAUCCCCGUCUGGCUGACCUGGAUGAAGUACAUGUCGAUGGUGCACUACGCCUACCAGAACAUGCAGAUCGUCGAGUUCAGCGAGGGACUGCCGAUUUUAUGCGCGCAUCAGUCCAAGUUCACGGUGUGCGCCGAGUCGGACCACAUCCCAGUGUCGGCCAUCCUGGAGGCUCAGGGAUCGUAUCUUCCUCUAUGGGCCAACACUUUCGUCUUACUAGCCUUCUUGCUCGUCUUUCGUAUCUUAGGCUAUAUCGUACUGCGUUACUUCAAAGCUCCCAAGUGACCCUAAAUUAAUUCUGUAUCGUUCAAUUGUGAUAAACUACGAUAGAUAUUAGUCGUGGAGACGACGUAAAAUCAAAACUUGACGCAUUUCCCGGAAUGCCGUUAAUAAAUUAAUGGACAGUUGGUAGUGACUGCGUUUACGAACAGGCUGUGCUUCAUGUAACUCAUUCGUGUUACGUUAUUCUAAGUUCUUAAUUUUAAUGGUUCAUUCCAACUUGUUUUUAGUAUAAAGAAUUUGAUUUGCCCCUCCCGCCGCCUCGCGUAGCAGGGCUGAGAUGUUUGUGAUGAAUCUGGCUGUAAAAUUCUUUGUAAUAACGACAGGUUCUCGGCUUAUUAUUUUUAUUUAAAAGGAGGAAGUGUGAGUUUGCACAGUGCCUUGGUUUCUUUUCGUUAAGUAUUCGAUGUGCCAAGUAUCGACAACCAGCUACGGCGACUGCCAGAUUUUCAAACCGUUCAUGUAUUAAGAAGUGCAAGGCGUGAUAAAUUGUUUUGUGUUGUGGUGCGAGUUACUGAGGCGGCUGUCUCGAUUGCAUCACAUCUUGGUUUACGGAAAUUUAUGAAAUCGACGCGGUUGCAAAUUAUUGGUACUUAAUUCACGACCAAAUUUUCUUUCGGACAGCAAUAAGUUUCCUUUUUGGCUUUGUCACUGGUAAGACUGGACUGUUUCAUAAAUUUCCAAAUACUCAAAUCACUGUAUAUUUUUGUUACGUUUUAUGAUUUAUUAUUACAUCACUACACAAAGGUAACUAUUGCAUUUUUUUAACUAUAUUUAAGUAUGUUUAUUUUUGUGUAAUUUAAGUUUUAACAAGCGAGACAUUACCUGAAAUGUAUGAUUACCAAUCAAGUGUUCAAACACUUAGUCAAAGUUGAUGCCCGAUUCGACGUCUUAUUAAGAUCGCAUAGCUUUUGUAACCUGUACAGAUAUAAAUAUAUUUAUUAAAACAAAGGUCUUAAUACUGACUAGGGCUGUAAUAUAACCAUAUAAAUAAACUUUCUGCGAAUAUUUGCCUUUCUUACUUUUUUAAAUUAAGUUAUUCUUUGUAUAUAAAUUUUAUUACUUUGGACCAAGUUAAGAACACACACAAAACUAAAAUAUUCUAAUUGAAACAGUUGGCUUAUUAUUGUUACUAAACAAAUCAUUUUAUAUACUAUAAAUAAUAAAUAAUCAUUUGUUUAAAGGUACUGUUGGCAGAAAUAUUUAUUCAAAUUCAAUAUAAUACUUGUUAGCUAAAACAAAACUUUAAAAGACCAAAUUCUAACUGCCAUUUUCUCAAAAUUAUGCCAAGCUGUUGUUGAACAUUUGAAAUGUUGGAAAGACUAAUAAUAUCAAAUGUUAUUCAUAUCAUAUGAUGCUAUUGUUUAAUAUUAUCUCAUACGUCUAUACUUCCACGUAUAUGUAUAAUUGUACAAAGACAGACUCCUUGUAUCUACGUUAUAGCUAGUCCUAGCCUCUCAUUUAACUAGGAACUAUUUAUAUAAAUCAAUAAAGAGUUUAUUAAUAUGA